Molecule: messenger RNA, 2347 nt
Organism: Hydractinia symbiolongicarpus
Lineage: Eukaryota; Metazoa; Cnidaria; Hydrozoa; Anthoathecata; Hydractiniidae
Product: synaptotagmin-14-like
Exons: 5
Coding region: 741-2090 (449 amino acids)
Source: RefSeq, a predicted model, not a curated record
GAACUAUGAUGUUAGAAAGCUAGUCUUAUCAACGUUGCAAUCACCGACUGGUGGCCUUGUAGUAGAGCGUUCUCUUUCAAUGCAGGUUCAAAAUCCGGUUGAGUCAUGUCAGAGAUUAUAAAAGUGUAAAUCCAUCCUUUCUGCUCAACAUUCAGCAUGAGAAUUGGAUUGACAUCACAGGCGGUUGUCUAGUUAAGCGAUUGCUAUGCUUGCACGACUUUCGUAGACCAAAUGGGAGCUUUAAAUGCACUAGGACCCCCUUCGCGGGACCCUCGUUGAUAGCAGUACCAAUAGGAACUGAAAAGGUCAUCCUGGGUAAAAGAUUUUGAUAAUAAUAAUAAUAAUCGAGCGUGCUAUGGAUACUAAACUGCGGCGUUUAUUAAAGAGCGGCGUUUAAAGAUUUGAAGUUUUCUCAAUCAAGUAAUUAAAAACAUGCAGAAAAUGAUGAGCAUAUUCUUAUAUUGAGAUGUACAGAGCUACUGUGAUAAACGCAGGUGUCGCACGCAUCAUUGGUUUUAAGCCACACUGUAUUUAUAAUAUUUUCUUGCAAGAACAACAUGGAGGAAAAGGAGAAAGAUUUUUUGUAAAGUUUGUUUAGAUGUACGAAUUUUAGUUUUUAGUUUUAGUUUUUUACAGACAAAGCAGAAAGAAGAUUUUUUAAAAAAAAGAUAUUAAAUUGUGUAGUAUAACUUUGUGCAUAGUUAACGUGGAUGAAGAAACAAAGCUAAAGAUGACUCGAUAUGUCCUUAUUUCCUGUUCUUGCUAUACUAUCGAUAUGCCUUUUGCUGGUACUAGUGAUAGUUCUAGUGAUACUAUAUUUCACAGUGUUCAAAAAGAACCUUUGUUGCCCGACAAAGGAAGAAGGGGAGCCAAUUGUAAAUCCGCCGCAGGAUGGUACACAGACGAAUCCUGCAGGACCCGAUCAACCACAAAUUUCGGUGGAUGGGACAGAUGGAGCAACAGGUGGGGGAGGUGGAGGAAAUGGAGGUGGACUUCCUCCAGUCGUAGGAGGUGGUGUUGAUCCUCAACCAGGAUCGACAACUAUCACCGCUUUAGUCAAUGCAACAUUGCCAGGAACUCCAAGUGAUAGAAUGACUUUAGCUCCUCCUGCUCCUUCAGUUGCAGGUGCAGGAGAUAGCGUAUCUACAGCAGGUGACCCAGUUGGUUUUGAUCCGGAAGAAGCAGAACCAUUGUGUGUCGCAGGAAAAAUUUUGAUUCAAUUUACAUAUAUGCCUGCCGCAAAUAAAAUAAAUUUAACAGUUAUACGUGCUAGUGAUAUACCUCCAGUGGAACGUGGGGGUGCCGAUUAUAUACAAGUACAUUUAUGUGUAUUACCAAUGAGAAAACAAAGAUACAGAACUAAAGCUGUUCCAGCGAGUAAAGGUGUCAUUAAUAUGACUUUCUCAUUUAUACAUAUGACUCCAGAUCUAGUUGAGAAAUGUGCUAUUCGUCUUCGUGUUUACAGUACUCAAAGAUUUAGCAAAAGAUUGAUAGGUGAAGUCAAAGUAUCGUUAGCUCAAAUUGAUUUGACAAGUCCUUUAGCAGACGAACAAAUUUGGAAAAACCUUUCACCAAAAGGUCUUGUGAAUGAUGUUCCCGAUCCAUCAUACAAUCUGAGUGAGUUAUCAAGUGCUGCAAGUUUUGGCGAUGUUACAUCGGUACCAGAGUUGCUAGUCAGCUUACAUUAUGUGGAUUUGGUUGGUCGACUAACAGUGGAAGUUAUAAGAGCUGCAAACUUGAACAUUAAAAACAACCCUGUUUUACCUGAUACAUUCGUGAAAAUUAAGGUUGUCUCUGGUGAAGGCAAAAAGAUUGGAAAAAGCAAAACUUCCUUAAGAAAUCAAUCUUCGGAUCCUGAAUUCAAUGAAACAUUUGUUUAUCCAAUGUCACCAGAGGAUUUGAAACAGGCCACAAUGAUGUUUACCGUUUUUGCUGUUGGAAGACGAAGAAGAAAGAAAAGAACAAUUAUUGGAUGGUUUGCAUUCGGACUGAACACUUCAGGAACAUGUGAGACAAAUCACUGGAAAGAAAUGAUACAAAAUCCAGAUUGUGAUGUAUGUCAUUGGCAAGCUCUACAAACAGCUGGAUAGUUAGCACGUAUAACUGUCGAAUUUAUUUUAUUUGUUUUUAUUUUUUAUAUGUACAAUUCCUGGAACGUGAACACAGCUAUUUCAAAAUAUUGACUGUAUUUCAAGUAACAAAAUUUACAGUUUUACACGACUUGUGUUUCCAGGGCACGUUUUAUGCCGUUUUUUUUAAUUUUUUUGUAAAAUUAUGUAUAAAUAGUUUUGUUGUAACAUAUUACUUAUUUUUUAUGCUUAUGUAAAUAUAUUGAAUUACAGUGCCA